Molecule: messenger RNA, 1263 nt
Organism: Auxenochlorella protothecoides
Lineage: Eukaryota; Viridiplantae; Chlorophyta; Trebouxiophyceae; Chlorellales; Chlorellaceae
Product: Zinc finger CCCH domain-containing protein 33
Exons: 5
Coding region: 1-1263 (420 amino acids)
Molecular function (GO): metal ion binding
Source: RefSeq, a predicted model, not a curated record
AUGGGGCCCCUGCACCCUUUGCCGCCCGAAGCGAGUGCAGCGCUUGAGUGCGACAAUCCCUGCCUGCUGGAGAGCCUCCCGACCGCCGGGACCCCCUUCUAUGCCUGGUUCGACUCACAACAGCAGUGCCAGGCCAGAUCGCUGCUCGCCCUCGCCGCGCAGGGCGGGGCCGCUAGGGUGGUCGCGGCUUUGCUGGUGCUGCCCGGGGCACGGGAAGCGGCCCGCUUGCCCUCCCCCACAGACCUCUGCACCCCCCUGCACGAUGCGUGCGCCAGCCCAGGACCCGGUACACACCGUAUCAUCGCAUCCCUCAUUGCCGCGGGGGCCGACACGCAGGCCCUUAAUGCUGCCGGGCAGCGGCCCGGGGACCUCCUGACGCAGGUUCAGGCCAAUCCCGCGCCAAAGGAAACCGACGGAAGGAGGGUCAGCCAGCUUUCAAAGGAGUGCUACUGCACCGACGAGUUCCGAAUGUACCAAUUCAAGAUCGACAUGUGUCCCCGGCUAGCUGAGGUGCACGACUGGACCGACUGCCCCUAUGGCCAUCCAGACGAGAAAGCGCGGCGGCGCGACCCGCGCCGCUACUGCUACCAGGGCGUGCCGUGCCCGGACUUCCGCAAGGGCUCGUGCAAGCGCGGCGACGCCUGCUCCUUCUCGCACGGCGUGUUCGAGUGCUGGCUGCACCCCACCAUGUACCGCACGCAGCUGUGCAAGGAGGGCGCGCGCUGCGCGCGUGCCAUCUGCUUCUUUGCCCACUCCAUGGAGGAGCUGCGGGAGGUGGCGCGGGGGACCGCCGCCGAGGCGCGCACCCCGGCGGCGGCGCUGGAGCCCGAGGACGAGCCCUGGCGCGCGCUGGCGCGCGUCCGCCAGCACGCCUGCACCCCGGCCUCCGUCGGCCACAUGAUCGCACGCUCCCACUCCGUCUCCUCUACUGACAGCGGCGCCAGCUGCGGCACGCCCGCCUGGCCCGGCGCGGCCAACGCCGCCGCGAGCUGGGGCGCCGCCGGCUGGGGCCCCGCGGGCCCCGCGCCGGGGUCGCACGGCCUGCACCCCCAUGCCGUGUGGCCGGCCGGCCUCUGUGCCCAGGCCCGGGUGCCGGUGAGUCCCCACGGAGCCCACCCGCCCUUCCCCUUCCAGGCCCGGCCGGCGGCGCCGGGCGCCCCCCCCGGCGCCGCCGAGCCGCCGACGCACUGCGCCGCCGCCGCCCCGGCGCCCUGUUUCCUGCCCAGCGACCUCCAGUUCACCGACGCCGUCUGCCAGUGGUAG